AAAAAAUCAACCUCCCAAACACACACACACACAAAUCAUAAAAAAAAAACCCAACAAAUAUUAUCAAAAGUAUAGUUAAUGAUGAUGAUUAUGGGGUUAUUAAAAGAUGAAAGAAGUAAGAAAGCUUUGAGAGGAUUUAAAACAGUAUUCUUUUUAAUAACAAUGAUCAUAUCAUUCUUAUUAUUUUCUGCUCCAAUAUUAUUUGCAGUUGCUGAUGCUUUACUUCCCACAGCUCUUUUAUCUGCUGCUUUGUCUACACCUGAUGAUCAUCCUUCACCACCACUUUUACCCUCUUCUUUUUUUCAAACCCUUUAUUCCCAUUUAACCAACUAUGAUUUCCGAUAUUCUUUGAUCGAUAUUCCGAUAAUCUCCAUCAUCCGAUCCGCCAUCAUUCUUUGUGUGUACGGACUAUGUGACGGACCGGGGUUAUCAAGGGGACCAUAUUUAGGAAUCACGACGGCCUGUUCGGUGGUUUCUUUAUUAUUUGUAUCUAUAAAAGCGGCAUAUGUAUUUGGCGGUGGUAGUAGUAGCGGCUUCUCGGCGGCGGAAGUAGCGUUGUUCGUGUGUUCGUUGUCGUUGGCCGUUGGGCACAUCGUGGUGGCUUACCGGACUAGUUGCCGAGAACGUCGGAAGUUGUUAGUUUACAAAAUCGAUAUUGAAGCUGUCUCCACGUUCAAGAAGGGGUUUCCAAGAUACACAAAGAUUCUCCAAGAUGAAAGAGUCAAAAUAAAACUGCAAAACUAAAAGUAGAGGCAUAACUGUUGUCAUCUCAACCUCAAUCUUUUCAAUGGCCAGACCACCUUCCCAUAUCCUAGUUUCAGGUUUUCCGAAGGCGAACCUUUGACUUGAUGGCCAAAGACGAAGAGAUAACCAAGAUAGAUCGUUUAUAUAUACACGACUAAGUUUGGGUACAUUUGUAAACUACGAAUUAUGUUAUGUUUCUUUAUUGAUGUGGGAGUACAAGUAUCGGGUUUGAGAUCUGUCUUCCACAAAAAAAAAACAAAACAUGUAUAUAUUUUUUUGAUUUUCUGUAUUUGGUAGAAAUUGAAUAUAUUUACACAUUUUUGUUGACAAAAUGCAAUUACCAUGAUGUAUAUAAAAGCAAUGUAUUACAAUAGUGAAUUCAACUA
Messenger RNA from Erigeron canadensis, 1130 nucleotides. RefSeq lists its product as uncharacterized. The record is from RefSeq and is a predicted model, not a curated record. The transcript has 4 exons. The coding region runs from base 79 to 744 and encodes 221 amino acids. Lineage: Eukaryota; Viridiplantae; Streptophyta; Magnoliopsida; Asterales; Asteraceae.